AUGAUGUUUUUACGCUCUUGAAAAGUGUGAUGGAGGGAAAGGACGUCCUACCUCUGUCAUCUGUGCUGGGCGAAUUGCACAGGCGCUUUUCUUUUCCUCCUCCUCUACUGGUUCCUUGUCUGGCCAAAGAGAAUCGUCCUCGCUCGUCCUUGGGGCGAGCGGCCUCUUCUGUAGGACUGCUAUUUAAUGCUGUGCUAUCCGAAACUGCUGGCGCUGCUGACUCCCCUUGGCCAUGCCUGCAGGAGUAUCUUGGCCUCGCUACCUGAAAAUGCUGACUGCCAGUAUGUUGGCCAUGUUCGCUGGUGCAGAAAUUGUUCACAGAUAUUAUAGACCUGAUCUUUCAAUACCUGAAAUUCCCCCCAAGCCUGGAGAACUCAGAACAGAGCUCUUGGGUCUCAAGAAAGAAAAUCAACAAGUUCAACCUUCACAACAGUGACUGUACACAAGAAAGUUUUUGUAUUCCUUCAUCAAUUGCUCUUUAAUAUCUAUAAUUCAACUUAAACAACUGGACAAUGUUGUUUGAAUACAAGGGAAAUUACCA
This is a messenger RNA of Varanus komodoensis (Komodo dragon), 541 nucleotides long. RefSeq names its product chromosome unknown C12orf73 homolog (gene CUNH12orf73). The record is from RefSeq and is a predicted model, not a curated record. Lineage: Eukaryota; Metazoa; Chordata; Lepidosauria; Squamata; Varanidae. Gene Ontology annotation, biological process: mitochondrial respiratory chain complex III assembly. The coding region runs from base 233 to 436 and encodes 67 amino acids. The transcript is spliced from 3 exons. Gene Ontology annotation, cellular component: mitochondrion.